This is a messenger RNA of Bombyx mandarina (wild silkworm), 2271 nucleotides long. RefSeq lists its product as uncharacterized. NCBI's taxonomy places the organism in Eukaryota, Metazoa, Arthropoda, Insecta, Lepidoptera, Bombycidae. Gene Ontology annotation, cellular component: nucleus. The record is from RefSeq and is a predicted model, not a curated record. Gene Ontology annotation, molecular function: zinc ion binding; RNA polymerase II cis-regulatory region sequence-specific DNA binding; DNA-binding transcription factor activity, RNA polymerase II-specific. Gene Ontology annotation, biological process: regulation of transcription by RNA polymerase II.
CUCAUUAAAUUAAAAUUAAUAUUUUUAUUGCAUAUGUACCUACAUACGACAAAAUGUGUACAAAAUACAAAAGUGCACAAAGCGGUUGUCAGUAAUUGAACACAAAAGUAAUGUGGAUAAAAACUUGUAAUCAUAUCAGAUUUUAUAAACUAAAUUCAAAAUGAAUGAGAAAACUGAUUUGAAUGCUGCCAAAAACAAUGAGGAUUAUAGAAGAUUAUCAGCUUGCCGGAUAUGUUUGGCGCUGGGCGUCAAAUUGUAUAAUAUGAAGAAAUAUAAACUAUCAAUGCUCUAUGAAGAAUUAACUGAUUUAAUCCAUAGUGAAAUGGACAAGCUGCCCCAGGAUCUAUGCUGGGAAUGCACCCACAGGCUUCUGAACUACGAGAAAUUCAAGGCUAAAGCCACAAGGACCCAAGAUAUACUACUCAAUCUCCUGGACAUACAUAAUGAGCUGACAGACAGAUUGGUAUCAACGAUCGACAGAGAAUCCAGAAAUCUAAACUCCAAUCUGUGCACAAAGCUGUAUAAAGCAAACCACUCAGAUGUGUGCAUACAAUGCGAUGAGAGUGAUAAAAACGAAAUUCAAGAAAUCAUACUAGAAGAGGCAAUAAAUAUCAAAGCGAACGAUUCAGAUGUCGAUGAUAUUAAGUAUGAUAAUGAUAUGAAAACGAAUGACAGUGAAGAUGAUGAUUUCAAUGAAACCAACACUGAUGUGAUGAUGAUGGAAGAUACAGCAUGCGAUAAUCAAGUCGAAAUACUAGAGUUAAAUGUGAAAAGUGCUAAAAGAAAACUCUUAAGACGUGAUAUUAAAACUAAGGAAGCAGUGAAUCUUAAAUCUAGUAAUGACAACGGUAAAAUAGCUAAUGAUGAUUAUAUAGAUCUAUCAUUGUUCGACAUAAAAUAUCUAAGUCAGGAGGAGCAGCUGGACGAGAUCGCGAAACGCAAACUGGGUUCAAACUACAAGAAUUCCCCGUACAAAUGCGAGGACUGCUACAAGGGCUUCCUGCACAAGGAAGUGUACGAGCGUCAUGCCGUCCACCACACUGAGUUGUACGGCUCCUAUCAGUGCAAGAUCUGUAAGAUUCGAACGAAGAAAAGAUACGAAUUGAAACAUCACUCGGCGAAGCACCAGCAGAAGUACAUCUGCAGGGGAUGUCCCUUCGUGACCGGUUCGCGCUCCGCAGCCCACAUACACGGAAAAUAUCACAACGGCAAGAGGUAUACGUGCGGACACUGCGGAGAGAUAUUCGAAGUGGUCCCCAGGAAAAACACGUCGUACAUGAGUCACUUGCGGACGAAGCACCCCUCCGACAUAGUGUGCGCCCUCUGUGGACACUCCUUCGUCAGCAAGAAGGGUCUGGUCUUGCACACGAACUUCAAACACAAAUUCCACAGCAAAACGGUGCCAAAAGACGGACCGGCCUGUGAGGAGUGUAACAUUGUAUUUGUAUCAGGGCACGCACUAGACACUCACAUGUCACUGUCAACUAAACACAAUAAAUCCCUCGACACUUCCAUAAGGCGGAGGGUGCACAAGAAAGCUUCGGAUCACAAGAGGCCGGCGCAUCACAAGCCCCCCGAGGGACCGAUACCUUGCGAACAGUGCGACAUGGAACUGCCCAACGCUCGACGCUACGAUAGACACUUCAGAAAGCUGCACCCGGGCAAGAAUAGAACGAAAUUCUUCACCGAAGACAGCCAGUGCAUGUGCGAAAUAUGCGGUCAGAUGUUCAGGUGCAUGUCGUUGCUGAAAGAUCAUUACGACGCACACAACUCGAGCUCGUUUGAGUGCGGCGAGUGCGGCAAGCGCUUCCCGCGGCGCUCCCGGCUCGUCAUACACGAGAGGGUGCACGCCACCAGGCCCCUGCACUCCUGCGCGAUAUGCGGCAGACGGUUCACCGUCUACGCGAACAUGAUCAGGCAUCGGGAUUCCGUGCAUAUGAAUCUCAAGAAAUUCGACUGUAAUCUUUGCGGGAAAAAAUUCAAGCAACUUUGCGGACUGAGGACGCACAUCGACUGCUACCACCACAAGCAGCCCUGGCCGAAGAGGAACCGGAAGAAGGCGAGCAAUAAUACAACUCCGGUGACGUCUGCGAGCAUAGACAACGACACGUGGGAACCAAAAAAAGUGUCCCAAGAGAGAUUUUAAUAGAAAUUUUAUUGUAAUGCAAUAGAAAAAAAAUCUUUAAUAGGUACAGUGUUCGGGUGAAGUUGCGAGUAACAGCUAAUCGAUUUAUAUUAUUUAAUUUGCCAAAUAAAAGCCUAUAAUUCGAA